GAGCCCGCACUACCGCCAGGAGUAUCGCCACCAUCAAGACCGGCAUCAUCGAGCCUACCACGCAUCCCCAUUUCCCUCCUCCUCUUCCUCUGCCUCUAGUCAUGCUGCUGGUGCCGCCCAUGCAGCUCCCCCUGCCUCUGCCGCUUCCCCUCCUCCCCCGUCGUCGUUCGCUCCUUCUGCUGCGCCUGUGA
Molecule: messenger RNA, 191 nt
Organism: Closterium sp. Naga37s-1
Lineage: Eukaryota; Viridiplantae; Streptophyta; Zygnematophyceae; Desmidiales; Closteriaceae
Source: the annotation of a GenBank genome assembly